AUGGAGUCUCCGUCGCAAGUCGCGGCCUCUCAGCCUCAGCGGCCCGACCACGUCGUCAAGCGCGUUUCGCGGGCAUGCCUGCACUGCAGACAGCGCAAAUCCCGCUGUGACUUAGACACUAACGGCAGUAACCCGGGCAAGCCGCCUUGCCAGCGCUGUGUCCGUGAGCAUCGCGAAUGCAUACUCGGCGGUUCAAACCGUGGUGGCCGGCGCAUUCGCAAGAACAAGAUCAAGAACUUUACCCCGACGACCAAUCCAUCGCCCAGCAAAGAUUCGGAGGAAACCGCUAGCCCGAAUAGCUCUGAAGCCCGCCGACCGCCAUCUGCAUCCUAUCCUGGCCCGGUCGUCUUCCUGCCGCCUAACCCCCCAGCCACCUCCUCAGUUGCCGUCGAGGAUGACGAGGGCUCGAUUGAUUCAGUUCCACGAAAUCCAUCUGAUGCCUGGCAAUGUCUGACCGGAAUCGCCACCCAGGAUACUGCCAGUGCCGUGCCAGAGGGCCGCGCCGAGCGCCUCCGGUCCGAGUCCGGGACAUUUUCGACGUACAACGGUCUGCGCACCGGCGUUAUUUCAGACUUCAAUGCCUCGAAUACUGCCAGUGGUAUCCGAGCUUAUAGACUAGUUCAAUCUCGGUCUCUUGACCCGGCAACUGUUUGGCAGUUGGUCACACGAUAUGCGGAGAACUUCCAUCCAUUUCUCCCACUGGUCCCACGCAAGUACUUUGAGUGUUCCGCUCUCGAUGACUUCGCAACCAACGAAAAACACCUGCUUACCGCCGUCCUCACUAUUGCUUCCAAGGAUCUGGUCGAUAGACCGGAGAUCCAUGAGUACUGUUCGAAGUACAUGCACGAGCUGAUCUCGGGUAUUGCCGCUGGAGCAGACUGCGACGUGGAAGCCGUUGAGGCUCUAUUACUUCUAGCAGAAUGGGAGCCACAGGGCCUACGGCCUCGUAUUGAGCGUGUUGGACGCGGAGAGGAGGAUCGAGCUGCGUGGAUGCAUGUCGGCCUCGCUCUCCGCUCGGGCUACUUCAUCGGACUGGAUCGAACGUCUUUCCGAGGAGACCCGUAUGGCGACCAAGCUACUGAGGCUCGCCGACGACUAGCUUGGGCUAGCUGCUAUGUCUCCGAUCGCCUUAUUUCGGUGCGAAUUGGCCGGGCUUUUUGGUCUCGUGGCCCGGGCCCAAUGACAGGCCUUGUCAGCCAGGAUUUCCCAUCACUACAGCCGGCCAAAGAGGGCGACGAAGAUUACUCGAAAAUUUUCCAAGCGAUGUUGGAUCUCACUCAGCUCUAUGGAAAUGUUCAUGAAGUGUUGUACUCUGGAAUGAGAACCAGCAAUCAAAUGAUGUUGAUGGGAGACUAUGUUAAGUACGUCGAUGACUUCCGACUUGCGAUUCUCCGAUGGAAAUCUUUAUGGGGUCCUCUUGAAUGCUCGCCGCCAAUGCGCGCAACACUGGAUCUGUCCUACGAGUAUCUACGACUCUAUACGACCGCAUUCGCCUUCCAGGCCGCAAUCUCUCAGUCACUAGUCAAGCCGAAGAAUGAUGGAAGGUCGCACAGAGAGCAGCUGCGAAGUACCUUCAAAAAUGUUGCGUCGAUGCAGGAUUCUCGGUUCAUUUACGAGUCCGUCGACGCAGCAAAAGCCUAUUUGACUAUCCUCGUCGACUCAGUAGAUCCAGAGCGAUAUUUGCACUUCAUGCCUUUGCGCUUCUACUUGUAUGGCAUCUACUCGGCUGUGUUCCUCUACAAGGCUCGCUCAUUCGGCAUGAUGGUCCCAUCUGAAGAAGCGAAGGUUCAAGGCCUAGUUGCACGAACCACUGAAGUGCUACGACAGGCCAGCGCUGGCCACGAUGACAUCGGUUCACGUUAUUCUCGCUUGCUAGAAUUGCUUUGGAAGACCAAAACAUCUACAGCAAAUGCAACUGCCGAAACGCCUCGCAGUAAUGAUUUCGCGAUGCAGACAGCUCUGUCUAACCCGGUGACAGACAACACCUACAUGGACUUCAGCCCUGCCAACGAUUUUUCCUGGCUGGACUUGGAAGCUGUGGGUGACUACGUCUCCGGCGAUCAAAUUUCGGGUGGUUUGCUCGGCUUAGAUGCUUUCCAAGAUCCUUAUCAGUCCGGCCAAGACCGAUCGCAGGUGUGGCAGCCAUCAACCUGGCUGGGAGAUAUGAGCAGCAAUCUUCUGUUCUAG
This is a messenger RNA of Penicillium argentinense, 2187 nucleotides long. RefSeq names its product Zn(II)2Cys6 transcription factor. Bases 1 to 2187 code for a protein of 728 amino acids. Gene Ontology annotation, cellular component: nucleus. Gene Ontology annotation, molecular function: zinc ion binding; DNA-binding transcription factor activity, RNA polymerase II-specific; DNA binding. Lineage: Eukaryota; Fungi; Ascomycota; Eurotiomycetes; Eurotiales; Aspergillaceae. The transcript is spliced from 4 exons. The record is from RefSeq and is a predicted model, not a curated record. Gene Ontology annotation, biological process: regulation of DNA-templated transcription; DNA-templated transcription.